Coregonus sp. 'balchen' is the source of this 20334-nucleotide messenger RNA. NCBI's taxonomy places the organism in Eukaryota, Metazoa, Chordata, Actinopteri, Salmoniformes, Salmonidae. The record is from the annotation of a GenBank genome assembly.
GUUGCUAGUACAUUUUAGCUGUAUUUAGAAAUUAUUUAAUUUUGUCACUUAAUGUCUUUCAGUGAGCCUGUAUUAUAAAUGGAGAUGGAUGAUGAACUUGAGAAAUUCAUCCAGCAACAGAAGGCCAGAGUGGCAGAGGAUAAAGCCAGCUUGGAACGGGAUCCACCUUACCUUGAAAUAAGGGUGUGUUUCAAUACUCCUUUUUUACUGUGGUGCUAGAAUACUGAAAAUGUUGGACUUGGACAUGGGUGCAAUGCAUGCUACUUUGUGUUUGGUGACAGCUGAGCAAAUUAUUGCAAUUUUCUGACCUGUGACUGGAUUUUACUGAUCAACAGACAGAAGACCACAAGGCCCAUGACCCCACACUCACAAAUAUCCCGACAUUUAAGUCGUCCACAGCACAAGGGAAGGGUACAGUAUAGAUUUGAAGUUAUGAACCCAAUUUGUUAGCACUUUGUGGUAGAUCUAAAUCCUGACUGUUGGGAGGUCUUUUUAUUUCAUGUAUGCCAUCCUGUUUUUCAGAGGAGAAUUGUUGUGUAAGUUUACCUUUGGGUGAAGACUAUGAGAGGAAGAAACAGAAGUUACAGCAAGAGCUCCGUCUGGACUACAGAUGCUACAUGGCUCAGGUAAUAAUAUUACCAAUGCCAAAAGUUAUGUUGUUUUUACUACUUUGUAAUCUGUCAGCAUCCAUGCAUGGGCCACAAGAUUUACUUGAGAGUGCAAUAAACAAGAUCACUGGAAUGGUACGGGUGCAAGGAGUCAGUGCAGUUUUCUUCCAAAUAUUUUUCAACCAAUAAACGUAUUUAACAAUAAUCUCUGCUUUGGGCUGAUUUGGCCAAUUUUGUCCCUUAAUUAUAGAAAAAACAUCUCAAUGCUGCUGAACCAGACCCAUCCCUUCCCCUUGGUGAGAGCAGAGCUGCUAAGGUAACCUAGACAGUUCUGCAUAUAGCCUAUAUUAUACCAUGCUCAGUCAACUGAGGCCGCUUAGAGUUCAUUCCAACCAGUCAAAUCAGACAGCCAAGUGCUUAUGAGAGAGAGAGAGAGAGAGCUGGUAAACUUUAGACCUCAGGUCAUCUUAAACAUGUCUCAGUAAAUGAAGAGAACAUGCUCAACUCUAUCUUCUUCUGCAAGUAAAAAGGGUGCUUGGAACCAAAAGUCGAUCAUCUUUAAACUGUCCUUUCCCCCUCAUACAUACAGGAGCAGCUUGCUUCUCUCAGAGCUCCUCCAGACCUCCCUGUUGUCCACUGCAGCCCCAGACCCCCGGUGCACCCCAAGCGGGCCCCCUCCAGGAGAGACGCAGACACGCUGACAGAGGGAAGGAGGGGGCUGCAUAAGGGAGGACGCUGCCUAGUGGAUGGCAGGAAGAUGGAGGGCAUGUGGCCUGAGGAUGAGCUGCUGCUUCCCAGAGAGAGGGCCAGGCUGGUGAGAGUGAACUUUGACUCUGAGGAGGACCUCACAGAGGAAGAGCUGGACCUGAUGGUGAGAAGGAGACCAAAACAGAUGGGGCUAGAGAGAGUAGAAGAGCGGACGUGGCAAAGAAGACACUACAAAACAGACUUAAGGUAUUUUUUUACACUUCCUAUGUGAUUCAAAUAAAGUAUAAAUAAAUAUCAGAACGAGCAAUGUCAGAGUCCAGAAUAUAAAUAGAAAGUAUUCACACUUGACCUUUUCCUAAUUUUGUUGUUACAAAAUGGGAUUAAAAUUGAUUUAAUUUUCGUUUUUUGUCAACGAUCUACACAAAAUACUUUAAUGUCAAAGUGGAAGAAAAAUGCUAGCUUUUUUAAAUUUAAUGGAAAUAAAACACAAAUAUAUUUUAUUAGAUAAGUAUUCAACCCCCUGAGUCCAUACAUGUUAGAAUCAACUUUGGCAGCGAUUACAGCUGUGAGUCUUUCUGGGUAAGUCUCUUAAGAGCUUUGCAAACCUGGAUUGCACAAUAUAUCCCCAUUAUUCUUUUUAAAAUUCUUCAAGCUCUGUCAAGUUGGUUGUUGAACAUUGCUAUACAGCCAUUUUCAAGUCUUGCCAUAUAUUUUCAAGCGAUUUAAGUCAAAACUAGGCCACUCAGGAACAUUCAAUGUCAUCUUGGUAAGUAACUCCAUUGUAUAAUUGGCCUUGAGUUUUAGUUUAUUGUCCUGCUGAAAGUGGAUUAGUCUCCCAGUGUCUGUUGGAAAGCAGACUGAACCAGGUUUUCCUCUAGGACUUUGCCUGUGCUUAGCUCUAUUCCUUUUCUUUUUAUAAAAAAAAAAGAAGCUCCCUAGGCCUUGCCGAUGAUGAGCAUACCCAGAACAUGAUGCAGCCACCACCAUGUUUGAAAAUAUGAAGAGUGGUACUCAGUGAUGUGUUGUGUUGGAUGUGCCCCAAACAUAAUGCUUUGUAUUCAGGACAAAAAAGUAAAUUCUUUGCCACAUUUUUUGCAGUUUUACUUUAGUGCCUUAUUGCGAACAGGAUGCAUGUUUUGGAAUAUUUUUAUUCUGUAUAGGCUUCCUUCUUUUCAUUCUGUCAUUUAGGUUAGUAUUACGGAAUAACUACAAUGUUGUUGAUCCAUCCUCAGUUUUCUCCUAUCAAACUCUGUAACUGUUUUAAAAUCACCAUUGGCCUCAUGGUGAAAUCCCUGAGUGGUUUCCUUCCUCUCCGUCAACUGAGUUAGGAAGAACGCACGUAUCUUUGUAGGGACUUGGUGUAAUUAAGAACUUCACUAUGGUCAAAGGGAUUUUCAAUGUGUUCUUUUAUUUUAAAUCUACCAAUAGGUGCCCUUCUUUGCGAGGCAUUGGAAAACCUCCCGGGUCGUUGUGGUUAAAUCUGUGCUUGAAAUUCACAGGCUUGCCAUAACAAAGGGGUUGAAUACUUAUUGACUCAAGACAUUUCAGCUUUUCAUUUUUUAUUAAUUUAUAAAAAUGUCUAAAAAUAUAAUUCCACUUUGACAUUAUGGAGUAAAGAACCCCACAGUGGAGGUGUCAUAAUACCCAUAAAACAUAGCGGUCAAACAGGGAAUUGGUUCCAAUCAUUUUUCCUCCAUUCAUUUUUCCCAUGGAGAAUUUUUGAAACACUUAAAAUAAGGGCUGUGUUUCGUGUAGGCUUACCCUGCCGUGACGUUUUGAUAACCAUGUAAAUCUCUCUCGGACAAGGUGACUUUUAUCAAUAUAUUGAUAAGUCACCAAUGGUGACUUUUAGACAAUAUAUUAAUAGAAAAGGUGUGUACAGCAGUAGUUGUAUAGGAUGAGACAUGACUAGAAUACAGUAUAUACAUAUAAAGUGGGUAAAACUGUAUAUAAACAUUAUUAAAGUGACCAGUGUUCAAUGACUAUGUACAUAGGGCAGCAGUCUCUACGGUGCAGGGUAGAGUACCGGGUGGUAGCCGGCUAGUAACAGUGACUGAGGUUCAGGGCAGGGUACUAGGUGGAGGCAGGCUAGUGAUGACUGUUUAACAGUCUGAUGGCCUUGAGCUAGAAGCUGUUUUUCAGUCUCUCGGUCCCAUCUUUGAUGCACCUGUACUGUCUCUGCCUCCUAGAUGGUAGCGGGGUGAACAGGCCGUGGCUUGGGUGGCUGGGGUCCUUGAUGAUCUUCUUGGCCUUCCUGUGACACCGGGUGCUGUAGAUGUCCUGGUGGGCAGGAAGUGUGCCCCCGAUGAUGCGUUGGGCUGACCGCACCACCGCCCUCUGGAGAGCCCUGCGGUUGCAGACGUUGCAAUUGCUGUACCAGGCAGUGAUACAGCCCGACAAGAUGCUCUCAAUGGUGCAUAUGUAGAAGUUUGUGAGGGUCUUGGGGGGCCAAGCCGAACCUCUUCAUUCUCCUGAAGUUGAAGAGGUGAUGUGGUGCCGCCUUCACCACACUGUGUGAAGGCAACAUUUCAGGUCGUCAGUGAUGUGCACGCCAAGGAAUUUGAAGCUUUUGACCCUCUCCACUGCGGCCUCGUCGAUGUGGAUGGGGAUAUGCUCUCUGCUGUCUCCUGUAGUCCAUGAUCAGCUCCUUCUUUUUGUUGACGUUGAGGGAGAGGUUAUUUUCCUGGCACCACUCAACCAGGGCUCUCAUCUCCUCCCUGAAGGCUGUCUCGUCGUUGUUGGUAAUCAGGCCUACCACUAUUGUGUUGUCAGCAAACUUGAUGAUUGAUUUGGAGAUGUGCGUAGCCACGCAGUCAUGGGUUAACAGGGAGUACAGGAAAGGGCUGAGCACGCACCCCUGUGGGGCCCCUGUGUUGAGGAUCAGCAUGGUGGAGGUGUUGUUGCCUACUUUCACCACUUGGGGUCGGCCCAUCAGGAAGUCCAGGACCCAGUUGCAUAGGGAGGGGUUCAGACCCAGGGUCCUGAGCUUGUGAUGAGCUUGGAGGGCACUAUGGUGUUGAAGGCUGAGCUGUAGUCGAUGAACAGCAUUCUUACAUAGGUAUUUGUCUUGUUCAGGUGGGAUAGGGCAGUGUGCAGUGCAAUGGUGAUUGCGUCGUCCGUGGAUCUGUUGGGGCGGUAUGCAAAUUGUAGUGGGUCUAGGGUGUCGGUUAAGGUGGAGUUGAUAUGGUCCAUAACUCUCAAAGCAAUUCAUGAUGACAGAUGUGAGUGCUACGACGUGAUAGUCAUUUAGUUCAGUUAACUUAGCUUUCUUGGGUACAGGAACAAUGGUGGACAUCUUGAAGCAAGUGGGGACAACAGACUGGUACAGUGCUAUGAAAAAGUAUUUGCCCCCUUUCUAAUUUUCUCUACUUUUGCAUAUUUGUGAUACUGCAUGUUAUCAGAUCUUCAACCAAAACCUAAUAUUAGAUAAAGGGAACAUAAGUGAACAAAUAACACAACAAUUACAUAUUUAUUUCACUUAUUACAUAAACAAAGUUAUGCAACACCCAAUUCCCCUGUGUGAAAAAGUAAUUGCCCCCUUACACUCAAUAACUGGUUGUGCCACCUUUAGCUACAAUGACUCCAACCAAAUGCUUCCUGUAGUUGUUGAUCAGUCUCUCACGUCACUGUGGAGGAAUUUUGGCCCACUCUUCCAUGCAGAACUGCUUUAACUGACGUGUUGGUUUUCAAGCAUGAACUGCUCGUUUCAAGUUCUGCCACAACAUCUCAAUUGGGAUUAGGUCUGGACUUUGACUAGGCCAUUCCAAAACCUCAAAUUUGUUGUUUUUUAGCAAUUUUCAUGUAGACUUGAUUGUGUGUUUUGGUUCAUUGUCUUGCUGCAUGACCCAGCUGCGCUUCAGCUUCAGCUCACAGACGGAUGGUCUGACAUUCUCCUGUAGAAUUCUCUGAUACAGAGCAGAAUUCAUGGUUCCUUCUAUUAAGGCAAGUCGUCCAGGUCCUGAGGCAGCAAAGCAUCCCCAAACCAUCACACCACCACCACCAUGCUUGACCUUUGGUAUGAUGUUCUUACUGUGGAAUGCAGAGUUUGGUUUUGGAAUGGCCUAGUCAAAGUCCAGACCUAAUCUCAAUUGAGAUGUUGUGGCAGGACUUGAAACGAGCAGUUCAUGCUUGAAAAGCCACACGUCACUGAGUUAAAGCAGUUCUUCAUGGAAGAGUGGGCCAAAAUUCCUCCACAGUGACGUGAGAGACUGAUCAACAACUACAGGAAGCAUUUGGUUGGAGUCAUUGCAGCUAAAGGUGGCACACCAGUUAUUGAGUGUAAGAGGGAAAUUACCUUUUCACACAGGGGAAUUGGGUGUUGCAUAACUUUGUUUAUGAAAUAAAUAUGUAAUUGUUGUGUUAUUUGUUCACUUAUGUUCCCUUUAUCUAAUAUUAGGUUUUGGUUGAAGAUCUGAUAACAUUCAGUAUCACAAAUAUGCAAAAGUAGAGAAAAUUAGAAAGGGGGCAAAUACUUUUUCAUAGCACUGUAUAUGGAGAGAUUGAAUAUGUCCAUAAACACUCCAGCUAGCUGGUCUGCACAUGCUGAGGACGCGGCUGGGCUGGCAGCCCUGUGAGGGUUAACACGCUUAAAUGACCACGGCGAACGAGAGCACACAGUCCUCGUGAGCGGCGGGGGCCCGUGUCAGCAGCUCAAUGUUUUCCUCCAAGCGGGCGAAGAAGGUGUUUAGCUUUUCCGGGAGCGAGGCGUCGGUGUCUUCCACAUGGUUAGCUUUCCAUUUAUAAUCUGUGAUUGUCUGCAGUCCCUGCCACACAUGUCUCGUGUCUGAGCCGUUGAAUUGUUACUCCACUUUGUCCCUGUACUGUGGUUUAGCCUCUUGAUUUACGGAGGUCAAAGGCGGUCUGUUUGUACACGACCAUGUUCCUAGUCACGUUGCCAUGGUCAUGCAAUUCUUGACAUGAGUAAGUACAAAUAUAUCAUAUUUCUUUUCUUAACUGAGUAACAAACAAAGCAAAAGGCACAAAAACAUACAAUAUUAAAAUAAUAUUAAAACAAUUCACAUUAUAUCCCCUCCCUCCACCCAUUCCCUGUUGGCCCAAGUUGUUAAUGAUGUUACACUUACCUUUAAUGGAUUCCGUUUUUAGCUAUGUAAUUGGUUAACUAUUUCUACUGACAUGGUAUUUGCUAUAUGUUUUUAUGUCUGUUUGAAAAAGUAUUGUUCAUCUUCUUCCUAUUUUUUGCCCAGGGACAUAUCAAGGCUCCGGAACAGGGGUGCUGAACUGCCUGAUGACUACACAGAGAGUAGUCAAUAUGCAGACAGGAAGGAGACUAACGGGUCUGUUGCUCCUGAUGAGGAUUAUUCGGAGGCACGCCGGGGGACAUCAUCUGUAACCCCCAAACCCAAGUACGUCAAGUAGUAUUGAAUAACUAUACCUAUAAUUUUGAUAACUCAAACUUCCAAAGGAUUCUGCUAAAACCAAUUUGGACAAGUGAACACGAUUUGAUUGCCAUGUCUCUUUUUGUUAUGGAUUUUAUAAAGCAUCUCUAUGUAAAGUAAAUGUAUGUAAACAGUAGACAAAGUAUCUACUCUAAUCUAAUCUGGAUAAAACAUUUUAUUUUUUCAAUUUUAAGGGACAUUGGAUGGAAAAGUACAGAUGAAAGGUCUGAUGUCACACUGUACCCGGAUCAUGGCUUGUUGAAGCUUCUUGUGCCAGCUAUUCGUAGAGAUUUAGAUUCCGCUCCUACAAUAAGAUCAUAUUAAAACCCAUAGCCAGCCUGAAAUCAGACAAACCGAUAGUGGACUGUAAGCGUGUUUUACCCUUAUAGAGCUUCACUCACACAAUUCAACCCCUCGCUCACUAAACGAACAUUGAAGAAUACAGAGAGAUAAUUGUCUGUGAGGUAUGAUGAGUGUACUGUGAGUGCUGAUUGACGUCCUAUCUGCCAGGCUGCAGGUACCAGCAGGGAUGAGACCAAGUGGAAGAUCCAGAUCCUCUACCAAGAAGGAAGAGCUUGAAUUCGCUACCGGGCUGAUGAUUGGUAAGACCAACUCUGUUCUGAAGUUCAAUACUAAGAUUAAAACGACAUUGUUUUUUUCUGGACUAAUUGAACAUUUGAUGAUAUUCUUCUAAAAUGCGGUGACAUGGCAUGAUCUGACAGGGGCUGCAGAUGCAGAUGCUGCCUUGCAGGGAAGGAAGGAGAGGUACAGGCAGGAGCUGCAGGAGCAGAUAGCUGAACAGCAGAGGAAUAAGAAGAGGUGGGUGUCAAUAUCUGUGUUUGAUUCUGCUGUCUGAUAAAGAACAAACCCUUACAUUUUCCAUCUUAGUCAGAUGGGCUACAUUUUAGCAGCUUUGUAGUCUGAGGUAGAUUUGUUUAUAAGGCUGCCUUUACACAGGCAGCCCAAUUCUGAUAUUAUGACCAAUCAGAUCAGAUCUUUUGCCAAUAAUUAUUGAAAUAGCAUGGGGUGACGAGAAAAACAUUUGAAGGCCAAGUGGCAAACAAUAAUGCAGGUACUAGGGAUGGGGGUGUGAGCAUGCGGGUCUGGGCAGAUGAGAGGAAGUCAUUGGUUGUGUGCGUCUGUAAGUUGUUGUUCAUAUGUAUACGUUUGUAUAUGGAGUAAAAUAAAUAAAUAAAUAAAUAAAUAAAUAAAUAAAUAAUAAUAAAAUGAAAAUAAUUUUAAAGAAUAUCAGAUUUGGGCUGCCCGUGUAAACGCAGCUUAUAAACAAAUCUACCUCUGACCACAAUGAUGCUAAAAUGUGUCUAUGUAGAUCAUGUAGCCCAUCUCACUAAGAUAGACAAUUUAAGGGUUUCAAACCGAUAUGGACACCUCAUGUGAGCUGUCUGUUAUAUCCUUUGUCGUAUUAGGGAGAAGGAUUUGGAGCUCAGAGUUGCUGUGACAGGGGCGACUGACCCGGAGAAACAGGCAGAUCGGAUCAAACCGUUUGGAGCAGUGAAUGUUGGCGACCAUGCCAGAAAGAGAAAAGACAGCUGGUACCCACCAGGACAAGCUGUGGACCUACCAGGGGAUGAGUUGAAUGGGAGACCCAGUGAGGAAAACAGAGAGAGGCUUCCCCCUGAGCAGCCCCGUGUGGCCUUCCAGUCCCCCCUGCUGGACUACAGCCACACCCUGGGGCUCAGCAGUGGAGGCAUCUCCUCUUACAGCCAGACCAUUCACAGGAGCAUGGAUACCCCCAGGUAAAAAAAGAAAAUAUGUUGUAUUGUCACAUACACUGGAUAGGUUCAGUGAAAUGUGUUGUUUUACAGGGUCAGCCAUAGUAGUACGGCGCCCUUGGAGCAAAGUAGGGUUAAGUGCCUUGCUCAAAGGCAAAUCGACAAACCUUUCGCUUACUGUCCCAACGCUCGAGCCACUAGGCUACCUGUCACCUAGGUAGCUAUGACAGUAAUCCUGGCUUGCUUCCCAAAUGGCACCCGGGCUCUGAUCAAAAGGGCGCCAUUUUGAAUAGACAAUCUGAUAAAUUCACUACAUUAUUGUUUUGUCUGACAUAAUGAAACAUUGCUGUAUGAUUUUGAAUUUGUUUCAGGAUUCCAGGUUUCCGUCCUCAUCCACCAUCCACAUUGGCAGAUGCCUAUAGAAGUCCCUAUGACGAGGCCCAUCUCUACUAUGGUGCAAGGAACCCACUGGACCCUAACCUGGCCUACUGUAAGCACCACCUACAUACCAGCCUAUUAUAUAGUCUAUAUUAACACAGGAAAAGGAUUCCAUGUUACAAUACACUUAGAAAAAAGGAAAUGGAUAUUGGAGUGAAAGCAAUUUACUGUCCCAAUGUCCAUACUAGCAUACUAUUUAGUAUGCAUAGGAAAUGCGUCACUUCAUACUAAGUAGUGGACACAUUUAGACAUUGGGAUACAAUACAUGUGUUCUCUGAUCCAGCCUAAUGAGUGUUCUGUGUUUCAUUGUUAGAUGGUCAGAUCCCGCUGACAGGAGGGGUGCAGCCCAUGUCCUACCUAAGCCUGCCUCCUGCAGGGCCUCAUCCCAGCCAGAUGGGUCAACACAGCCCUCACAGCCAGCACAGGGGGAGCAGCCAUCCAGAGCCCCCUCCACAGUAUGUGCCGUACCUAUUACAUUCUUUCUCUUCCCUUCAACACCUAGGCUACAUUCCGAUUAUCUACCGUUCUCCUGAAGUAUGCACUUGUACACUCCCCCUCAUUGAUUGAAAAGGAAUGGACUGCUGUGAGGAAUAUGGGGGAGUGAACGAGUGCCCACUUCUGUAGAAGGGUAGAGAAUCUGGACUGUUUCUCUUCAACACCUACAAAUGAGUAUAUCCCCUAUUCACCAGUAGGGGGCUCCUCUAAAGCUACAAACAGAGAGCUUUUCCCCCUAUCGGUGGCCAGUGUUCUAUUAUGAGAAGGUCAUGCCCACUGGCCAUCUGGACAGACGGGAGUGUUGUUCCCUCCCUGCCUAGUCACUGCUGCAGCCUGCACUGGUCUGGUCUGGACAGAUAGGAGUGUUGUUCCCUCCCUGCCUAGUCACUGCUGCAGCCUGCACUGGUCUGGUCUGGACAGAUGGGAGUGUUGUUCCCUCCCUGCCUAGUCACUGCUGCAGCCUGCACUGGUCUGGUCUGGACAGAUGGGAGUGUUGUUCCCUCCCUGCUGAGUCACUGCUGCACUGGUCUGGACUGCUCUGAGCUGUCUCUCUCUCUCUCGCUCUCUCGCCUCCUAGUGGCUGCAUAAACAUCUUUCACAGUGAUACAUUGACAUUCAUUACAUAAGGCAUGAAAAGUGACAAACCACCAAUUGUGUUUCCCAUACCUUUUUGCAUAGUAUUGAUCAUUUCAAAUUGAUCAGCUUUUUAUAGUAAUGAACAGAAGGAAUACAUGAGUGAAUUAACAUUUAGACUCUCGUUCAGCAGACCUGCCAGUGAUGCUGCUACCAUGGGUUCAGGGAUUGGAUUAUUCCCUGCAGAGCAGGUCAAGCCAUCUAAAGAGAGUGCGAUAAGUUACAAGGAGGCACUAAGACAACAGGUACAUUUUGAAUGUGAUUGUGGAAGUCAGCAGUGUCUUUCGCCUACAUACAUUUUGUCACAGAGUGUGCUAUUUCGGCAGGGAGACACCAGGAAAGAGAGGAGUCAGAUUUUUUGCCAGGUAACAUAGAUGAGUUGUAGAUUGAUAUAGAAUAUUACAAGUGUUUAUAAAAAGUGUUUAACUGAAUAUGUAUAGACAUUCCAACAACAAUAUACUAUUGCAUUCCAGCCUCUUCCAUUGCCUUCUUUGUGUGACCGGUGAUGACCCGUUAUUUGUGUUUAUGGUAUUCUGAUCAAAGUGUUCCAUCCUAACCUGACAACAGAUCCAGGAGAGACGGGAGCGGCGGAGGCUGGACAGGGAGGAGGCAGAUCGCUAUGAGGCCAAGCUGGAGGCUGACAUGAAGAACCACAACCCCUGGGGGAGAGGAGGAGGAGGAGCCCCUCUCAGAGACAGCAGGGGCAACCUCAUCAGUGUGUUCCCUCUGCUAUUUCCCUCCCUCCACACUAUGAUUCACAUAUUCUCUAAACUUUGUUUCAGUACAUACGUUUUGGAGACUGAUAGCAGAGAAAAGCCAAUGUGUAAUGUUUUUUAAUCUUUGUUAAGAUUAUUGCUAAUCAUAAUCGUGUGAAUUGUGUCACCAGCCGAUCUGCACCAGAUGCACAAGCAUAAUGAAGAGGCCUACAUCAACCCCAAGUCAUGGCAGAAGAGCGCAACAGCCACCAUGGCAGUACUCCGAGAGGAGGACACUAGACCUCCCUCCACCCACAGAGUCUCAGGUAGAUACAGUGGUUUUCACAUUGAUGUGAUUCUCUAUCAGGAGUCUAAGGACAGAGAGGAAAGCUGUCCCACAAGGUACCCUAUUCCCUUCAUAGUGCACUACUUUUGACCAAAGCCCUAUGGGUCCUGGUCUAGGCUGCCAUUUGGGACACAACCCAAAGUGGUAGUGGCACCCUCAGUAAUCUCUGUUAACCCAGAUCUAAAGUCUUGUGUAAUUGGUCAGAUGCACGAUUAAGGUCUGGGUCCAUACGUGUUAAGAGAAGAGAGCGAGCGAGAAUGAGGAUCGGAACUGGAAUGAAGAGCUCCACCCUCUCUCUCUUUGCAAGUCUAUGGGCCAAAUGUCCCCUCCCCUUCGGAAAUUCGAAAGAUGCUAACACCUGCGAAAUCAUGAUUUGUCCAAAUAAUCAGUGACGAAAAACCCAAGCACCGGAACUAAUGCUUGUCGUUAUCUCACGCAUCCCGUUGUAUCAUGACAGACCUACGGUACUAUUUAUGUUUACGUAGUCUGUCCACGAGAGAUUACAGCCUCAACCUGUCCAACUCACUGUCAGGUUCAGCUAAUAUGUUGUUUUGUCUGGUGGGUUUCUCUCUCAACAGGUUUUGUUCAGGCCCCUUCGUUUGCCAGAGGCAAUAUUUUUGGGAACCUGCCCACUCCACUGCAGGUCCAUGAACAGGAAAAGUACAAGGCUUACCUCAAACAACAGGUACUGGAUGUUAUACAUCAGUGCUGGUCCUCUGUAGCUCAGCUGGUAGAGCAUGGCGCUUGUAACGCCAGGGUAAUGGGUUCGAUCCCCGGGACCACCCAUACGUAAAAAUGUAUGCACACAUGACUAAGUCGCUUUGGAUAAAAGCGUCUGCUAAAUGUCAUAUUAUUAUUAUUAUUACUGUGUGAAAGAUGGCUAGAGUAGCGUUUUCAUAUUAUCAGCUGAAAUAAACCUUACCCUAAGCGUGAUCAGAAAUCACAUUAAAAAAAGCUUAUUACAGAGCUUAAACUCACAAUGUUGUACUAAAGCGCAUUGAUGGUUUGGUUAACCUUACACUCAGCUUUGAUAUGUGAUUGGAUACACACAUACAGACUGUCUCACUGAUGACCCUGGUUGUCUGUCCUGCUGCCUAAGAUUGAGGAGAAGCGGAGGAAGGAUGCGGAGGAGCGAGAGCGCCAGAGGUUGGAGGAGGAGAAGGAGGAGAAGAGGCUGGCUGAGCAGAGGGAACGCAUCCAGAGAGAGUAUGAAGAAGAACAGGAUAGGAAGAAACGCAAGGAGAUGGACGUCAGUAUUAACUCGACCAGGGCUUGGAUUCACUAAGGGGGCUUUAGCAUUAGAUUACACUGCAAUACUCAUAUCUACUACUACGAGUAACAUUGCUAUCAGCUGAAUGCUAUCGUUUGACAUGAGUCAUUCAGUUCAGUAAACUUUAUUGCAACACACUCACUCACUCAGGGGACUGAGCAACAUUUUUCUCCCUCCAGCAAAAAGCCAAGAAUGAGGCGCUGAUCCGUCUGGCUGAGGAGCGAAAGAAAGAGGUGGAGAGGAAGAAGAAGAAGAAAGAGGUAGAGGAGAUGGAGAACUCUGCCCUGAGGAAGCAGUAUGAGGAGGAGAGACGGGCACGCCUAGAGGUGAGCUCACUGGAAGACUGUUUGACCCUCUGAACAUUAAGGGAAAGGGGGAUACCUAGUCAACUGAAUGCAUCAAUUGAAAUGUGUCUUCCACAUUUAACCCAACCCCUCUGAAUCAGAGAGGAGAAGGGGGCUGCCUUAAUCGACAUCCACGUCAUCGGCGCCCGGGGAACAGUGGGUUAACUGCCUUUCUCAGGGGCAGAACGACACAUUUUUACCAUCUCAGCUUGGGGAUUCGAUCCAGCAACCUUUCGGUUACUGGCCCAAAUAAGCCUAGUCCUGGACUAAAAAGCAUGCUAAAUGAAGAAUAUCUAUUGAAAGGGCUUUUUAGUCAGGAAGCAGGCCCUGAGAGAUUCAUAUGAGGUAAGUGAUGACAUUCAUGUGGUUGUCUGUCUGAAGGUACCAAGGGAGCCGUCUCCCCCCAUUCCCACCCUCCAAAAGAGGCGUCAAGCUCCCCAGUACACCCCCAGACCUCCGUCCAUGGACAGCCCUCGCGCUACUACCGUCCCCCUGUCUGUGAGUGACUUCCAGAGCACACAGUAUGUCCUCUUCCACACCACCAUGGAGGGAAAUCGUUUGACUGUGAGGAGAUGUCAGUGGAGCAUAAUGACUGGAUCUUGUCUUCCACCCUCUCUUCCCCCUGUAGGAGCGUUCUCUGUCAGGCCUCCAGUCCCCCCCAGUCCCAGCUCGCAGGAACCAGCUGAGAGCUGCCGGUAACACUGCCUCACACUAUUGUACAGUACACAGCAGGUAGAAACUCCAUUAUCUCUCAACGUCUGUGAUGCUGACGUGUGUGUAUGUGUGUGCCAGAGGACCAGCGGGGUGUGAUCAGCGAGCUGUCGGAGCUGCGCAGACAGCUGCGUAGCGAGCAGAAACGACUGGAGGGCCAGCUACUGCAGUCAGAGUGGGAGGAGCUGGACUCCUCUAUGAGUGACAGGUAAGGCUGGUGAGGUGAUACCCUCCACUGUUGGUCGCGUGGCUUCAGCAAUCCAAAGGUUCAGGCUGUGUGUUAUUUGUAGUGCUGUGCGUUAGUGAUGCGGUGUUUGACUCAUAACCCCCAGUCCCCACAGUUAUAUCCGUGGGGCGGACAGGUUUAGGGUAAUUAAAUAUUGUGUGGAUGAAGAGUGGGUGGCGGGUGGGUUGAAAAAAUAGAAAACAAUACCUUAAAUCAAUAAAUGUAUAAUUCUUGUACAAUUUAUAUCUAGUGAGCUUUAGGGCCUAACUGUACGCGUGCCAAAUAGCCUACACACCAAUCGCCAAAUGCUUUUGGGAAUGGGCAGAAAAAGUUAACAUCAAUCCCGUUGGAAAUUAUAUAGAAGGGAGGGGCAGAAAAGUAAUGUUUGGGAAAGAUUUGGUGAAGUGGUAAAAGAGGAUGAUAGCAGUGUUAUGUGUGGUGAUUGUGAGGCGCUAUACAAAUUUGAUUGUCACAAGACUGGGACUUCAAAUAGGCCUAUGGCAUGUCAAGGGAACUGUAGCCUACUGUUCAGAUGGGUUAAAUGGAAAGUGAAAUCUGGACACUGACUGUAGGUCUAUAACCGAUCGCAUAGCCUUAAUAUUAACUUCUGCAGAAUUAAGCAUGUCUUGCAGUAAAGUUAUACACCAAAUGUAGGCAACAUUUUGACUCUGGAACAGCAGUGGAGAAAUAUGAUUUUUCUUUCAGCAUCUUGAGAGAAUGCGAAUGCUCAGUUAGCACCUCUACAGACGGUAUACAUUUUUUUGCCGCCUUUUUCGCCCCAAUUUCGUGAUUUAAGAUCUUGUCUCAUCGCUGCAACUCCCCAACGGGCUCGGGAGAGGCAAAGGUCGAGUCAUGCGUCUUCCGAAACAUUACCCGCCAAACCGCGCUUCUUUACACCCACUCGCUUAACCCGGAAGCCAGCUGCACCAAUGUGUUGGAGGAAACACCGUUCAACUGACGAUCAAAGUCAGCCUGCGGGCGCCCGGCCCACCACAAGGAGUCACUAGAGCGCGAUGAGCCAAGUAAAACCCCCCCGGCCAAACCCUCCCCUAACCCAGACGACGCUGGGCCAAUUGUGCGCCGCUCUAUGGGACUCCUGGUCAAGGCCGGAGACGAUAUCUAUCUUUAUCAGCAUCAUAAAAGCUAAUAGUAUUUCAACCACAUAAAAUAUGCAUCCAAGCCGAACUGAAAUUGUAUCAGAAACAUGUUUGGGACUUUUCCCCAGAUGUCUAUUUCUUUACAACCGGGCAAACUGAUGUAAUUUGGACAUUUUGCUCUGAAAAUCUUUCAAGUUUUUUGUUGUUGAGUUAUUGCACUUUCUCCCCGUUCCCUAAACGUCUGUCCUCCACGAAAGAAGAUUACAGAGAACUUGUCAACUAUACUGAACAAAAAUAUAAACGCAACAUGCAACAAUCUCAAAGAUUUUACUGAGUUACAGUUCAUAUAUGGAAAUCAGUCAAUUGAAAUAAAUAAAUUAGGCCCUAAUUUAUGGAUUUCACAUGACUGGGAAUACAGAUACAGUAUGGAUCUGUUGGUCGGAGAUACCUUAAUAAAAAUGGGCCUCAAAAUGGGCCUCAGGAUCUCGUCACGGUAUCUCUGUGCAUUCAAAUUGCCAUCAAUAAAAUGCAAUUGUGUUUGUUGUCCGUAGCUUAUGCCUGCCCAAACCAUAACCUCACCGCCACCAUGGGGCACUCUGUUCUCAACGUUGACAUCAGCAAACCGCUCGCCCACAUGACACCAUACAUGUGGUCUGCGGUUGUAAGGCCAGUUGGACAUACUGCCAAAUUCUCUAAAACGACGUUGGAGGUGGCUUAUGUUAGAGACAUGAAGUCAAUUCUCUGGCAACAGCUCUGGUGGACAUUCCUGCAGUCAGCAUGCCAAUUGCACGCUCCCUCAAAACCUGAGACAUCUGUGGCAUUGUGUUGUGUGACAAAACUGCACAUUUUUGAGUGGCCUUUUAUUGACCCCAGCACAAGGUACACCUGUGUAAUGAUCAUGCUGUUUAAUCAGCUUCUUGAUAUUCCACAGCUGUCAGGUAGAUGGAUUAUCUUGGCAAAGGAGAAAUGCUCACUAACAGGAAUAUAAAAAAAGUUCUGCACCGAAUUUGAGAGAAAUAAGUAUUUUGUGCGUAUGGAAAUGUUCUGGGAUCUUUUAUUUAAGCUCAUGAAACGUGACCAACGCUUUACAUGUAUUAUAUUUUUGUUCAGUGUAGAUUGAAGCAUUCAUUCUAUUGAUGUAUGACAUUCUGGUGAGCAAGGGUUUAUUUAGUCUUCUAGGGCAUUAAUGACAGAAGAGAAGCUGCAUGUAUCUAAUUAUAGACAAUUUGACUAACAAAUAGUCUACCAAAAUGUCGGAAAUUAUAAGCAGAAACAUUUCUAAAUCAGGCAAAAAAAAUCCUGCACCCCCUGUCAAAAUAAUUCUGCUGUCUUUGACUGUAGCUUACAGCGCAUUUUCUAUAUUAGCGGUUAGGGUCAGGUGGAACUCCGAUUUUCACUUUAUCACAUAGUCAGGCGGUUGUGGAUGGGUUAUUAGCAAUUGUGGGCGGGUGCGGGUGAACAAACAGCGGACCCGUGCACCACUACUGUGCGUUUAACUGUAGUGCUCUUUGUUGACUUUAAGUUAGGUGAUAGCUGCAGUGUCCUGUCUAUAGGCUGUGUGUUGUUAUAGUGCUGUGUGUCUAUGCUGACCGGAGCUGUGUGCCGUUGUCUAGGCUGCAUGUUGGCUGUAGUGCUGUGUGUCCAGGCUGACCGGAGCUGUGUGCCGUUGUCUAGGCUGCAUGUUGGCUGUAGUGCUGUGUGUCCAGGCUGACCGGAGCUGUGUGCCGUUGUCUAGGCUGCAUGUUGGCUGUAGUGCUGUGUGUCCAGGCUGACCGGAGCUGUGUGCCGUUGUCUAGGCUGCAUGUUGGCUGUAGUGCUGUGUGUCCAGGCUGACCGGAGCUGUGUGCCGUUGUCUAGGCUGCAUGUUGGCUGUAGUGCAGGCCAGGAGUAGGCAACUAGAUUCAGCCGUGGGACGAUUUUUGUCAGAGUGGAUGGUCGGGGGGCCGGAACAUAAUUAUAAUAAUUUAUACACUGCAAAUUGACCACAACUAAGCCCUAAAAUAAAUUGUAUUUGAAAAUAACAAUCAUAUCUUGAUUACAUUGAGACACGAUCACAUCUCUCUUUUUUUAUUUUCUUCCUGGGAAUACUUUGUAAGAGUUUUCCCGAAAUUAUACUAAUUUUUAGCUGAAUUCCUGGUGGUUUUAGUCUUUUUCUGACCAAAAACCUUUGGGGGCCAAAGAAAAUAAAAAAAAUCCCCCCAAAAAAGCAGCAUUUUGCCAACCCCUGGUCUAGGCUGUAUGUUAGCCCCAGUGCUGUGUGUCCAGGCUGAUCGAUGUGGCUGUGUGCUGGUGUCCAGGCACAGAGACAGGGAGCGGCCCCAGGUGGAUGUGUUUGACAUUGCCAGACUGCGGCUGCAGGCCCCCGUCAGGAGACCCUCCUCCAGGAACACGGAGCCUAACAACCUGCAUAGAAUCCACGACUCGCUACAGCUCCGAUACAGAGGUAAAGGAAUAAAGUGACUGUUUGAUGAAUAAUGGGCCGGUCCCAAAUGGCACCCUAUUCCCUAUGUCAGGGGUUGUCAAAGUGGGGUCUGCGGACAGAUCUCAAAAUAUAUUUAAAAAAAUAUGUUGGUAUCCACAGUGCUCCACCAAUUAUACAUUUUUCAACUUAACAUCCCAUUUUCUGGGGUUGGUAAUUUAAAGCUAGAAUCCUUAGUUGCUACAUCCAUUUUUGGUAUGGAAUACCAUGAUAUAUACCCAUUGAUUCUUGAAGACUAUAACUUAUAAAUGAGUUUGGUUCUUGUCGUAUCUAAUCAGAACCCAAAAUAUAAGCUUGUUUUACUCCAAUGUUUGUAAACAAUGUAAAUGUAAACAAACACUGUAUAGCCUCAAAACAUGGUUACACUAUAAUGUUGAUAUCAUGGAUGGUCAGUCCUUGCAUCCAUAGCUCUGUCUAUGAAUUUGAGUGCUUACAUUUCUCCAGGCCCAUCCCGCAGCUUUUUACCAAAAGAAGCGUGUAGAAUUGCAGGGAAUUAGCUUGAAAACUGCAGCAUUUUCUUUCCGAUGCCAAGAGGUGGGCCUUUAAAAGGUUUCUUCCAAGGGCCCGAGACUUGGUUAGUCCGGCCAUGCGUUGCCGAAGUCAUAGUAAAAUGAUUUGUUUUGCUAUCGUAAUCUCACUCGAGUUGUGAGGGGGUCCCUGAUUAAUUUUCUAUCACAAAAGGGGUCCCCGGCCUGAAACAUUUGAGAACCCGUGCCCUAUGUAGUGCUCUAUUUCUGACCAGGGCCCAUCGGGUCAGGUCAAAAGUAAUGCACUAUGUGGAAUGGGGUACCAUGUGGAACGUAACCCAGGCCAUUGAUUGUUAAGUCUUAAAGGGCAAUUCUGACACUUUUCAACCUUCUAUUCAUAAUUCCCAGCACGAAAACAGUGUCUACGUGUUUCUAUGAUCUGUUGUUAAGAGGAAAAGUCCUACAAAAAAAAGUUUGGUCACAUCACAGGGUAGGAUUAAAAGUGAUUUUCUAAACCUGCAAUGAGUUUCCAUCCCGGGAUGGUAUUUUAUUGCUCUUCACAUCACUGUCUUUAAAAUGUUUUUUUCUACAAAACGUAGAAAUGCGCCAUUUAAACAUGUUUCCACUGGUAUUUUUGUAAACAUUUGUCAUUUUAGCAGACGCUCUUAUCAGAGCGACUUACAGUUAGUGAGUGCAUACGUUUUCAUAGUGCUGGAGAUAAGGAAAAUGAGGUUGAAAAGUGGUGGAUUUGCCCUUUAACAGCACAGUGUUCAAACAAAUGCAGCAAGUGGGGCUGUGUCUGCACCCUUUUUCCUGUUCCCUUUUCAGUGCACUACUUUUGACCAGGGUGAUGAGUAUUGUCAUGUGUGUAUUGAGUGGAGAAGUCUUUGUUUGUACUGCAGACGUUGACUCCAGAGGGGAGGAAGGCCAUGGUUACUGUGAGCCCCCUAGGGACAGGGACAGGGACAGGGAUGGACAGUGUGUGGACAUCCAGAGACAGGCAGACUACAGGGAGGAGCAACGCAGGAUCAACAACAGCCUGAGGAGGAAACCUGCCGACGGUCAGUAGCACACUCAAUAUCAACCUCUACUCACUGCCUAUAGACUAUCAACCCAACUGCUUAAACACUCACUAUUAAAUACCUGUUGUUCACAUCUCUGUUCACUGCUUCAUCACUAACUAACGUGAGGAUAUUUACGGGUGGAGCACUUGCGUUUUAAGGGCUUAAAUCAUUUGUCUUUUUGUUUUACAGAUUAUUUUGAUCUGUCACCACCCCAGCAACAAAACCAUUAUUUGGUGAGUUUCUACUGGCCAGUUUGUUUAGCUAGUGCCCUGAACCACAGAGUAGUCUCUUUGCUGUACAGUACAUGCUUGUCUGUGUGUGACACUACGCCUGUACACUCUAUUCUCCCCAGAGGAAUGCAGUAGGGGAUCCUAUGAGAGGUUCCCUGUUGGAGUCUGACAGUGCCUUCAUUGGUAAAGCCUCUUGUGGUUCACUACUAUCCAUGUGUAGUAUGGGAAGUAGUGCUUUGAGAAUCACACAACUAAGGCUGCGUCCCAAAUGUCACCGUAUACCCUAAAUAAUGCGCUACUUUUGGGGGGGGGGCAGAUGGGCUCUGGUCGAAAGUAGUACACUAUAGGGAAUAGGGUGCCAUUUGGGACGCACACCAGUUGUUGUAAGGGAAGGAGCGCCUUGAGAAUCACACCACUAACUAUUUAUCUGUGGUUUGCUCCAAGAUCCCAUGGGUGAAGCCUUCCCAGUGUCCCCCCCACCUGAGCAGAAGCCCCAGCUCUCAGCCAGGGAGAGGAGGAGGAGGGGGCUGGCCAAGAGGGCAGACAUGCACAAUGUAAGAACCCUCUGCCUCAAAGAGUUCAAAGUUCAGUCUGAUAUCUGGGACAGUAUUCUCUAAGCAUCUGAGUAGGAGGGCUGAUCUAGGAUCAGGCACCCCUUGUCCUUGUAAUAUUUUUCAUCAUCUAAAAGGCUAAACUGAUCCUAAAUUGGCACUGAGAUGCUUGAUACAUACAACCCCUGAUCCCUAUAUUAUGUGAAUAUAUCCUCACUUCUUAAAUAGAGGACAGUGGCAGCUUUCCAUUGAAAAUGAUAUAUUCCUCUACCAUUAUUAUACCUUGUGCUCUGGCUUGUUUAGGAGCGGGGGAGCUCCAGAGAGCCUGUUGGCCAGCCAGAGAACUACUCCCGCCAGUCAGAGGCCAGUCUCAACACAGAGCAGCAUGGCAGAGAGCGUAACCACCAUAGGACCAAGAGGCUGCUGGCUAUGAGCCGCCAUGGCCUCAGAAGAGGUGGGUGUUGGAUAGAGAUUCAACUGUUGAGAGGCUGUCAGUGCCCCAAUAUGCCGGAAUGGAACAAUUUGUCAGCCAUCUUACCUGGGAGAUCUGUCUAUGAAUCAUUGUUAGGUUGAUGACGAUGAUGGGUUGGAGGUCUCUGUUUACGGUUUCUCUCUCUUCCAGCAGACCUGUCUGGUGAUGAAGACAUGUCUCUGCAGGUUUCCCCUCGCGCCCAAGACACUCGGGGCUCUGUGGAUACGGUUGCCAUGGAGCCGUGGAUGAGGCCAGACACCUCGGAGACGCUGAAGCGCUUAAUGACUGGUCAGACCCCCCGCAGGGAGAGGCUGACCAGCAGAGAGUCGGCCGUGCAGGACUGGAAAGGCCCCUCUACCUAUCAUGGCUAA